Molecule: messenger RNA, 4260 nt
Organism: Echinops telfairi (small Madagascar hedgehog)
Lineage: Eukaryota; Metazoa; Chordata; Mammalia; Afrosoricida; Tenrecidae
Gene: ARHGEF26
Product: Rho guanine nucleotide exchange factor 26
Exons: 15
Coding region: 1-2112 (703 amino acids)
Biological process (GO): activation of GTPase activity
Molecular function (GO): guanyl-nucleotide exchange factor activity; protein binding
Source: RefSeq, a predicted model, not a curated record
AUGGGAUUUACUAAUAAGGAGCCGCCCGGGCCGACCGCCAGCCCCGCGCCGUCGCCCACUGCAAAUGGGUUUGCGCCCCAUAGCGACUCGCCAUCCCUGCAGAUGGCUCCGGACCACGCGCGCGGAUCCCCUGCGCCCCAGAAGCGGUCUUCGGAACGCAAACUACCCCUCCAAAGGCUGCCUUCACCGGAGAAUGAGCUCCCUGAGAAUCCGGCGGUGGUUUUGAGCACCAACAGCCCCGCUGCCCUCAAGAUGGGCAAGCAGCAGAUCAUCCCGAAGGGCCUUGCCUCGGAAAUUAAACUAAGUAAAUCCAACAGCCAGACGGUGGAGCCCCACAAGAGGGUCCUCAAGGUGCGCAGCAUGGUGGAGGGGCUGGCAGCGCCCUUUGGUCUAGCUGCGGACGAGGGCGAGGCGGAGAACGACCUGGACAGCCCGGGGUCUCUGCGGAGAGGCUUGCGGUCCACGUCGUAUCGCCGAGCAGUGUUCAGUGGUUUUGAUUUUGACAGCCCGGCUAACUCUAAGAAGAAGAACAGAAUGUCCCAACCAGUUCUGAAAGCUGUGAUGGAAGACAAAGAGAAGUUUUCUAGCCUUGGAAGGAUCAAGAAAAAAAUGCUGAAAGGACAAGGAACAUUUGAUGGGGAAGGCUCGAGCCCAUUGCUAGGGUCAGUGUGUACUUUGCAUGCCUGCCAACUUCAGAGGCUCAUCUUCCAACAGUCUAUCGAGCGGUAUUCUCAUAUGGUUGAUAGAGUUGUCAUCGAUAAUUGUGUGAAAAGAAAUGGACUAUCUCAGUCAGUUAGCCAGGAGGAAAGAAAGAGGCAAGAGGCUAUCUUUGAAGUCAUAUCCUCUGAACAUUCGUAUUUACUCAGCUUGGAUAUAUUGAUACGGAUGUUUAAAAAUUCUAAAGAACUCAGUGACACGAUGACCAAGACAGAGAGUCACCAUCUCUUCUCCAAUAUUACAGACGUCUCCGAGGCCAGCAAAAAAUUCUUCACAGAGUUGGAAGCAAGACAUCAGAAUAAUAUCUUGAUUGACGAUAUAAGCGACAUUGUAGAGAAACACACAGCCUCCACCUUUGACCCGUAUGUGAAGUACUGUACUAACGAAGUCUAUCAACAGCGGACCCUGCAGAAAUUAUUAGCCACCAAUCCAUCAUUUAAGGAAGUGUUAUCACGCAUUGAGAGCCAUGAAGACUGCAGGAACUUACCCAUGAUCUCCUUUCUCAUUCUGCCUAUGCAGAGGGUGACCCGCCUUCCCCUGCUGAUGGAUACUAUCUGUCAAAAAACGCCCAAGGACUCUCCAAAGUACGAAGUCUGCAAAAGGGCCUUAAAGGAAGUAAGCAAGUUGGUUCGACUGUGCAAUGAAGGAGCCCGGAAGAUGGAGAGGACAGAAAUGAUGUACACGAUUAACUCCCAGCUGGAAUUUAAAAUUAAGCCCUUCCCUUUAGUCUCCUCUUCCCGGUGGUUGGUAAAAAGAGGUGAAUUGACCGCUUAUGUAGAAGAUACUGUGCUUUUCUCAAAAAGGAUGUCUAAACAGCAAGUCUACUUCUUCCUCUUUAACGACGUUCUAAUUAUCACCAAGAAGAAGAGUGAAGAAAGCUUCAACGUCAAUGAUUAUUCGUUAAGGGAUCAGCUAUUGGUGGAGUCUUGUGACAAUGAGGACCUUAAUUCCUCUCCCGGGAAGAACAGUUCCACCAUGCUGUAUUCACGACAGAGCUCUGCCAGCCACCUCUUCACCCUGACAGUCCUGAGCAACCAUGCCAACGAGAAGGUGGAGAUGCUGCUAGGGGCUGAGACACAGAGUGAACGGGCCCGUUGGAUUACCGCCCUGGGACACAGCAGCGGGAAGCAGCCUCCAGACCGGACCUCACUGACCCAGGUGGAGAUCAUUAGAUCGUUUACUGCGAAGCAGCCCGAUGAACUGUCCCUUCAGGUGUCGGAUGUGGUCCUCGUUUACCAGCAAGUCAGUGACGGCUGGUAUGAGGGGGAACGGCUGCGAGAUGGAGAACGGGGCUGGUUUCCUAUGGAAUGUGCCAAGGAGAUAACGUGUCAGGCCACAAUCGACAAGAAUGUGGAGCGGAUGGGGCGCCUGCUAGGCCUGGAGACCAACGUGUAGCCCCUUGGACGACCUGUCGUUACUGCGCGAUUUGCACCUUGUGAUGGUGGGCUGAUUUUCUUGUUCGUUUUAACACAGCCCGUUUACUUCAAAGCAUGAAAACGCUUGCCUCAAAGCUUCCCGGUGAUUGCGCGCUCUCAGGAGAGCAGCCGCUGGGUAGAGCUCGUUCACACAGCUCAGUUUGUGCACACCGUCCGCUGCAAACCUCUCCAGAUGCACAGAGCCUGAGACUGCCCUUUCAGGGCUCAGGCGGCUCUGCUCCUAGGCUCUCCAGGUUGUGACAUAAAAAUGCAUCUGGGCUGCUGUGUCCUGGUUGUCUCCACCCUCACCCUUAGCUAGAGCCCUCCCGGCCCGUCUUUAAACAGCUCCUCUAAAUGGUUCUCCCUGGCCGGGUGAGAAUUUACAUCCUACAGGAAUAUCAAUAUUUUGCUGCCUCUAAUUUUCAAGACUUGAUUUUAAUGCUGAGUUCAUUUCAAACGUUGCUGGUAAAGUUCAGAGAGUGAGCUGUUACGUGUUUGGUUUUUUUUUUAAGUCUCUUCCCAGAAAAGGGAUAUUGGCACUUGAAUUUCAGACACCUUUUUCCCUUCAGUACAAGGAAAUAAGGACUCUUACUUAAGGGCUUGCUUUUUAUUUUUUAGAGUUCACCUCACCCAACGUUGGUCUUCUCAGACCUGACAGCACAGACAUUCGGUGAGCACCUGUGAGCAAAACUCCUGAGCACAAGGCCACGCCCUCCUUUGAAAACUAUUCCCUGAGGAGUUAAUACACGGACAGGACGCUGCCUGUCCUUCACUAAAGCAAGGGUUUUGGCCAUUCCUGCUCCCCCUGCCCAAUAGGAAAUUGGCUGCAACACACCUUCACAAGCUCAAGAAAUGGGAGAAAGGUAUUACACAGCCAGUAUGGUAGCUAGACGCAACCUGACGGUUUGGCCAUAACAGAAACGUCUCAUCGUGUUCUGCACAAAAGCCUCACUUGAUGAAUGUGGAGUCUCCCUUAACUGGAACUUUGGGCAGAAUUUUAUUUUGCCCACUGGUGUAGGGAGAGGCAAAAAGGUUAAAGGCUCGUGGGCCUGCUUAGCGGUUGGUGGUCCGAACCCACCCAGAGACUCCUGCUUCCCAGCGGUCUCCGCGUGCACAACCCUGGGAAGCAGUUCUGCUCCGCAGACACGACGUCCCGCAGGUUAAAGUAGACUCGGCUAACCACGCAGGGAGAAAGCACAGUCACCGCGGCCGUAGGCUGGCCUCACAGAGCAUUAAGGGGAGGCUGGAAUUCAGAGAGAGAGAAGUGACUAUUAUUCUUCCCUGGUUUCGCUCACUGCCCCAGUCUUUUCACAACGGGAUAAACAUCUGAAAGGUGUUCAUGUUAUCUAAAGAUUCACAUCUGUGUGGGACACAUCCCGACAAGUGUGCCUGGCUCACGCCCCGCCUCCUGCCAGCUGGGAGUGAGCAGAAAAGCAGUACAUUGGGGUUCCCCCACCCCCACCUGCUCUUUUUUGCUCUGCAAACAUUUCCUGUUUUAAAAGCCAAGUCCAGUCCCAAGCCCCUUGAAGUGUGGACGAGCCUGUCCAUGAAUACCAGGGGACCGACCGCAGCAGUGAUGUCUGGGGUUUUGUUUACAAGGGGUCUCUGCUAUAUUGGUUAUGUCAGCAAUUUUAUGAGAGGGGACACUAACAUGGUGUAAUCUAAUCUAAUGGGAGGUUUUCAUUUAGAAAGGGAACUAUAGUGUCACUUGCCAAGAGAUUGUUUUGUAUUAUUUUUGCUAAAACCUUUUGCUAAGAAGCAACUGCGUCGUGAAUCCUGUGAAUUAAUUUAUAAGUAGAAACACGAAGCCAUUUGGACAAUGUGUGCAUCUUCUACAUCAAACCCUUAUUUGCCAAGCAGAUUCGCCUUGUUGUUAGGUAAAGCUGUUAGGUGGCAGGUGCUUCACACAUUGACUGUGUUUCAUUUCAACUAUGAAUUGCCAUUUCUGCAGGACACAGGGUUCCCCCACCAAACUUAGUCCUACGAGUAGCUUCUCGGACAUGAACAGUGACUGCAUUCCAUGACCUGUGGAGGACAAGAACAUCCGUUGUUGUCCCAGUAACUUGAGACUGCUUUGUAUACUUUUGGUCAAAUUUGUGGAUGUAUAAAGAUUUUGUGUAUACUUGGA